AUGCAAUGGAUCAAUUUGCCACAAUAUCUGCCAAUAUCUUUGAUAUUAAUUAUUCUCACCAUUCUUGGCCUUAAUCAUCUUUGCCUUACUUCACUUAUAAGCCCUGCUAACUUUCAACAGCUAACAAUGCUAGGAAUUUCAUAUUUAACAUAUGAUGGUCUUACAAAUUAUCUAUACUAUUUCCUUGAUAUCAUAUCAUCUGCUGAUUAUUUAUUAUUCAAUUCAUGGACUGCAUUUUAUUUGGGCAUAUUAAAUGGUUUACACCUUCUUAUUGCCAGUCCAUUAUUAUAUCAGCAAUAUUUCUCGCUGUCAUCAUGUCAACGUUUACGUCAAUCAUUGGCUCUUCACGUGGGACUUUUUAGUCUUUUAACUGUCACAAUCCUUUUAUCACCCAAUUUAUAUGCUAAUAAAAUUAGCUGGUUUUGUCCGACAAUUUUAUUUUCAAUUUUUAAUAUAAGCCAAGAAAAUGUAUCAGAAAAAACGGAUAAUGGAUUAAUUUCAUUACUGAUCACUGCAGUUUUAUCACUUAUUGCUUCAUUUGGUAUCAUUUUAACACAGCUUAGUUUGAUAAAUUUGAUUUGGGAAGAUAUGUUACGUCCAUGGCUUAUACGACGUCCAUUACAGCAACAAAUUGGAUCAAUACAGGUUAGUUUUUCAUUUUUAUAA
Molecule: messenger RNA, 666 nt
Organism: Cercopithifilaria johnstoni
Lineage: Eukaryota; Metazoa; Nematoda; Chromadorea; Rhabditida; Onchocercidae
Source: the annotation of a GenBank genome assembly